Varanus komodoensis (Komodo dragon) is the source of this 4676-nucleotide messenger RNA. RefSeq names its product CBFA2/RUNX1 partner transcriptional co-repressor 2 (gene CBFA2T2). Lineage: Eukaryota; Metazoa; Chordata; Lepidosauria; Squamata; Varanidae. The transcript has 11 exons. Gene Ontology annotation, cellular component: nucleus. Gene Ontology annotation, molecular function: transcription corepressor activity. The record is from RefSeq and is a predicted model, not a curated record. Bases 102 to 1877 code for a protein of 591 amino acids. Gene Ontology annotation, biological process: negative regulation of DNA-templated transcription; DNA-templated transcription.
GCAGUCUGUCUGUGCUUGUCCGCCCGCCCGCGGUCUUGUCUUGGCUGCUGUCUCCGCUGAGGAGGGCGGAACAAAGGAAGGGCGCCGGUCGGAGCUCGGCGAUGGUGGGCAUCCCGGGAGCCUCCCAGUUUGCAAGUGAGAAGAGGGCACCAGUAAUGCCAGGAUCCCCUGUGGAAGUAAAAAUACAGUCAAGAUCAUCUCCAUCCAGCAUGCCGCCACUGCCUCCUGUCAACUCUGGUGGACCCCGGCCCGUCUCAUUUACCCCAGCAGCAUUACCCAAUGGGAUGAAUCAUUCUCCCCCUACACUCAAUGGAGCACCAUCACCCCCUCAGAGGUUCAGCAAUGGACCUGCUUCUUCAUCUUCAUCCUCACUGACCAAUCAACAGCUUCCAGCAACUUGUGGGGCUCGUCAGCUCAGCAAAUUGAAACGCUUCCUUACCACCCUCCAACAGUUUGGCAACGACAUUUCACCUGAGAUUGGGGAGAAGGUCCGGACUCUUGUUUUGGCAUUAGUGAAUUCUACAGUGACAAUAGAGGAGUUUCACUGCAAGCUUCAGGAAGCUACUAAUUUUCCUCUUCGCCCAUUUGUGAUUCCUUUUUUGAAGGCCAACCUUCCACUUCUGCAGAGAGAGCUGCUGCACUGUGCUCGAGCGGCCAAACAAACGCCUUCCCAAUACCUGGCCCAGCAUGAACACAUCCUGCUGAAUACAAACACUGCAUCCCCAGCUGACUCUUCAGAGCUGCUGAUGGAGGUGAAUGGAAAUGGAAAGAGGCAUAGUCCAGAUAGGAGGGAAGAGAACAGUUUUGAGAGAGAGCCACUCCCAUCAGAGCCACCUACCAAGAGGGUGUGCACCAUUAGUCCGGCACCGCGGCACAGCCCAGCUCUGAUGUUGCCAGUCAUCAAUCCAGCUGGGCAGUUUCAUCCUACUCCACCCCCACUCCAGCAUUACACCCUGGAGGACAUUGCCACAUCCCACUUGUACAGGGACCCAAGCAAGAUGCUGGAGCACAGGGAAUUACGUGAUAGACAUAUUAUAGCAGGGUUAAAUGGAGGCUAUCAGGAUGAGCUCGUGGACCAUCGCUUAACAGAGAGAGAAUGGGCUGAUGAAUGGAAGCAUCUUGAUCAUGCAUUGAAUUGCAUCAUGGAAAUGGUAGAGAAGACCAGGCGCUCCAUGGCUGUUCUCCGCCGUUGUCAGGAGGCUGAUAGGGAAGAGCUCAAUUACUGGAAGAGGCGAUGCAGUGAACCCACAGAGCCACGGAAAGGAGGGAGUGAUGUAACUGUGAGACAACACAGCCCAGGGAGCUCAGAUUCCAUCAGCAGUGAUUCUCAGCGUGAGUUCAGUAGCAGGUCAGGAGCAGCAGGCUAUGUCACUGAAGAGAUAUGGAAAAAGGCUGAAGAAGCUGUGAAUGAAGUGAAGCGCCAGGCCAUGUCUGAAGUCCAAAAAGCUGUAGCAGAGGCUGAGCAGAAGGCAUUUGAAAUGAUUGCAUCUGAGAGGGCCCGCAUGGAGCAGACCAUUGCAGAUGCAAAGCGGCAGGCUACAGAAGAUGCUUUCCUAGUGAUUAAUGAGCAAGAGGAGUCCACAGAGAGUUGCUGGAACUGUGGUCGCAAAGCCAGUGAGACAUGCAGUGGGUGCAACAUUGCCCGCUAUUGUGGCUCCUUCUGCCAGCACAAAGAUUGGGAGAGACACCAUCGAAUCUGUGGGCAGGGCUUACACAGCCAGAUUAAACCAGUUCCCUUACCAACAGGGCGGUCUGCAGCCACUGCCCUGAAAACAGUCGAAGGGAUAGCAAGCCCAGCUCUAGAGAAAACAUCAGCUACCACCUCUCGGUCAUCUACUCCAGCAUCUGUGACAGCAGUGGACUCAAAUGGGCUCUGAAAGAGAAGAGUGCAUUCAGCACAUUUUAUUGUUUUUCUACAUUAAAAAAGACACCUCGAAACAUUGUCAAAAGGUUGUACUCCAGCACAUUGGCAAUCAAGUAAUGUGACUUGAGGCAUUUUUCAUACCAUUAUGAUGUCAGUUUUAGGAAUCCCAUGUUAGCCUUCCAUAUUGGGAUAGCAGAAAUCUCUCCCUAGUUUUCUGGCAUUCUGAGAACUUUGGCCUGUUUGCCUUUUAUCUGAACUUUCUCAAAUGGUUACUCCGUUGUUGUUAUCACUCAGAGCUUCAAAUGAGGAGACUGUUUCUCGUUUUACCACAAAGCUGACCUUCUCAUCCCUUGGUAUUUAGAUUCUUUCUCUGUACAAUCCAGACAACUCCACCCCCCCAUCCCCCGGUGGCUCCAGGGUUUAACAACACUGUGAUGGGGUUUGCAUGGUCAGGAAAGGUGGUUUCUUUCCCCUGUCCUGUGAGUGCCAGUUGUCUGCUGCCUCAUUUUCAUAAUUAUCCACAUGGGUUGCCAUGCAUCCACACCUUGAUCUAAGGUUCUGGGUUGGUUUGGAAGCCAUCCCUGUCACUCACCCUCACUGGCGUUGAACCAUAAACCAAUCUAAGUAUGGCACUGGUAAUUCUGGAAAUGAGAUGGUGCGCAAUCAGUACAUGGAAUCAGUACAAAGAAGUCCUUUGGAGGUUUUUUCCCCCUGUCCCUGUUUAUGCAAGCCCAGCCUGUGUGUAAGAGAGCAAUUUCUUAGAAAUUGUUUUUCUUGGGCAUCAAGUUGAAGUGAGAUAUAAGUGGAUGCCUGGUUGUUAGUCCUGCCUGUUUCUACCCUUGCUUUCUGGCUACUAAAUUUUUUCAUUCAUACUCUCAAGCUGGACACAUGAGAGGAAGGGAGAGGCAGAAGCAUGUUGUCCUUGUUGGCUAAAAGUAGGAUCUAAAAGGACUUUAUGAAACAGCCCUCCAAGCCAAUGCACUUGACCCAUUCUAAGCCCUUGAAGUUCUGGAGCAGGCUGUCUAUGGGCUUUAGGUGUCAUCCAAAGACAUUUGUAAAGUGGCUUGCCACUCUUUCCACAAAACAAAUUGAUUCAUUUUGUUAUCCCAACCCUAUCACUGCUCCUUGAUGGUUGUCUGCCUAAGAGGAGUUUGUUUUAAAUAUGUUGUUUGAAGUUCAGCACUGUAUAAACUAACACAACAAACAUACAUUCUUUCAAUAUCCUGAUCUCUCAAAGUACUGUUUGCUAAAUUAAGCAAGGGUGCAUCUUCAAAUUGCUGUCCCCAACUAACAGUUCCAUGUGUUGAAAACAAAUCAGUGUGGCUCCUUUCCAAAGCAUAGCUAAGAUUCUGAGAUCUGCCUUUUGCAUCUUUAGCAACUUGCCUAUGUUUCCUUUGCUGCAUUUGAAAAGGAUGUUUCUAGAACUGGAAUUUGCAACUUUGGGCAAUCUGAGAACCAUUUCUGCCCUCCCCCAGAUUCUGCCCCCACACAUGCUGCGCUCUGCAGGGCACCAAGUGUAGCAGACAACAAAGCUUUAAACUGAUCUAAUGUAGCUUCUUCUUAAGCUACACUUGACCCUUUUGGUGUUCUGUAGCAUGUACCUGUGAGUUGUCCACCCCUGUUCUAGAAGGAUACUUGAAUUUAAAUCCAGUGGGUUGUGAUGCUUCAUCUUUAGUAUGCCAAACUUGACCAUGAGUGAGAUGGUUGAAUCAAAUGGCAGAGCUAAGGAAAGGCACAUAAGGAAACAUAGCUGUGAUGGUUUUGUUGUGCAAAUUCCUAGGGAACUAGGUAGUGGUGCCUCCAGCAGGCACUGGCAUAAAGGAAAAAUGUUAGUCCCCAUGCCUUCUGCACAGCCUCAUUCUCUUAUCUGCCCUACCCCCCAGCUGAUUUUAGCCAACAAAAAGGCAAUGGGUGGUGCCUUCCCAAUUUCCAAACUCACAUCUAGUUUACCUUAUACAAACUCCUUUCUUUUUAUUCUGAUUCAUGUGUUAUAUGUCUCAAUACAUUUAUGUCUGUAGAGAUGCAACUAUAUUGAGAAAAACACCUGAAAUCCUAUGUGAAACUGAUCCCUUAGUGAUACAUUGCCAAAGAAGGACUGUUUUAAAAUUCAUACUGAUCAGUGAAGAAGAACGAUCAAAGUUUUAAGCUUACCAAACUAUUCUGAUUAAUUGGAUACCCCUAUUUGAUGCAGAAUUCUUCACACAAAGAAACUGAGUAUUUUAAAACAGAACUCAAAGUCCUAUUAGCAUUACAAACUUUGCUAGUGCUGCAACCAACUACCAAGUUUGGUUUCUGCAGUAUCCCCCGUUGUUUGCCAUAAGUGUGCAGAUACUAAUUAAAAUUGUGGUGCUGAAAGUAUUUGCUUGCUUAUAAAUUUCAGUUGCCACCUAAUUCUCCAGAAAGAACUGAAUGCUACAAGAACAGUUCCAAAGAAUAGUGAAUGUGUGCGAAACUGCAAGAACAUGCACUGGCAUUCUGAAAUUGUGUGUAAAUAGACAGUCUUCCAUAACUUAACAUGCAACUACAAUGGCUUUCUGUGUAUCAAGAAACAAAUACAUUAAUGUACAUAAGUUAAAGACCACCAGUCAUGAUUUUAAAAUGAUUUUUGGAAAAUGUGAAUUCUACUAUGCGAAGACUUCAUGAAUUCUGAUUUCUAUAUAUAUUUUUUGUCAUUUGAUUCUAUACUAGGAUUUUUGUUACCUAUUUCAUGCGCAUAACUUAUUUAAUGUACUGUAUAAAGGAACCAAACUGUUACAGAUGUAUCUAGUUUGUUCUACUCACAGUAGUCAAUAAAAAGACUAUAUUCAUCUUA